Messenger RNA from Camellia sinensis, 3042 nucleotides. The record is from RefSeq and is a predicted model, not a curated record. NCBI's taxonomy places the organism in Eukaryota, Viridiplantae, Streptophyta, Magnoliopsida, Ericales, Theaceae.
CCUUCUUCUUGUGCUUCAUCUUCAUCGUCAUCUUCGUUCUCGGCCGUUUCGUACGGCGGAGAAACAAACGCACCCCACCACAUUUUCCCAAACCGUUGUCAUCUCAAUUCGAUUCGAUCUCCGUCAAUGGCGGACCAAAAUUCAAAUUCAAAUUCAGAUUCAGAUUCAAAUUCAGUCAUCUAUCUUCACGGCGAUCUCGAUCUCCAGAUUCUCGAAGCUCGAUUUUUACCUAACAUGGAUUUGAUGUCCGAGCGCUUCCGUCGCUGUUUCAGCGCCUUCGAUUCCUGCCGGAACCCUUUCUCCGGCGCCGCACGCAAGCUCCGCCGCCACCGCCCAAACAAAAUUAUCACCAGCGACCCUUACGUCACCGUCUGCCUCGCCGGCGCUACCGUGGCUCGAACUCGCGUUAUCUCCAACAACCAAGACCCUGUCUGGAACGAGAACUUCAAAAUCCCUCUCGCUCAUCCAAUCUCUCAGGUCGAGUUUCAAGUCAAGGACAAUGAUAUGUUCGGCGCAGAUUUGAUCGGAAUCACCACUGUUCCGGCGGAGAAAAUCAAGUCCGGCGAUCUCAUCGACGAUUGGUUUCCGAUCAUUGGAUCCAACGGUAAGCCUCCGAAGCCUGAUUGCGCUGUUCGUCUCGUGAUCAGAUUCAAACAAUGCGAUCACAAUCCUGUUUUCAAUCACGGAAUUGUAGCUGAUCCAGACUGUUUCGAUGUCAAACAGAGCUAUUUUCCGGUGAAGCAUGGAGGUUCGGUGACUCUGUAUCAGGACGCUCAUGUGCCUGAUGGUAUGCUUCCUGAGAUUGAAUUGGAUGAGAAAAUGGUGUUUAGGCAUGACAAGUGUUGGGAAGACAUAUGUCAUGCGAUUCUAGAGGCUCAUCACAUGGUGUAUGUUGUUGGAUGGUCAAUUUUUCAUAAGGUGAGGCUGGUUAGAGAGCCGAGCAAGCCAUUGCCGAGCGGUGGGAAUUUGACUCUCGGAGAUUUGCUCAAGUAUAAGUCGCAAGAAGGGGUUCGAGUUCUAUUGUUGGUUUGGGAUGACAAGACCUCUCAUAGCAAGUUUUUCAUAAAUACGCAAGGAGUGAUGCAAACUCAUGAUGAAGAAACUCGAAAGUUUUUCAAGCACUCUUCUGUCAGUUGUGUGCUCGCACCUCGAUAUGCAAGCAGUAAGCUCAGCAUUUUCAAGCAACAGGUUGUCGGAACUCUCUAUACACACCAUCAGAAAUGUGUGCUUGUAGAUUCCCAAGCAUAUGGAAAUAACCGGAAGGUAACUGCUUUUAUGGGAGGUCUGGACCUCUGUGAUGGUCGCUAUGACACGCCUGAGCAUCGACUAUUUCGUGAUCUUGACACUGUAUUUCAGGAUGAUUAUCAUAAUCCAACAUUUUCUGCAGGAACUCAGGGUCCGAGACAACCAUGGCACGAUUUGCAUUGUAGAAUUGACGGGCCUGCUGCGUAUGAUGUGCUCACAAACUUUGAGCAGAGGUGGAAAAAAGCCACCAAAUGGUCGGAGUUUGGACAACGUUUCAAAAGAAUAUCUCAUUGGCAUGAUGAUGCGUUAAUAAAGUUAGAACGCAUUUCAUGGAUACUUAGUCCCAACUCUUCCAUUCCGAAUGACGAUCCUGUAUUGUGGGUUUCCAAGGAAGACGAUCCUGAAAACUGGCAUGUUCAGGUUUUCCGAUCCAUAGAUUCAGGUUCUGUGAGAGGAUUUCCGAAAGAUGUUCAUUCAGCUGAGACUCAGAACCUAGUCUGUGCAAAAAAUCUAGUGAUUGACAUGAGCAUUCAAACAGCAUAUGUUCAGGCAAUAAGAUCUGCCCAGCACUUUAUAUAUAUCGAGAAUCAAUAUUUCCUUGGGUCCUCAUAUGCAUGGCCAUCUUACAAAGAAGCAGGUGCUGAUAAUCUGAUCCCAAUGGAGUUGGCACUAAAGAUUGUUAGCAAGAUAAGAGCAAAAGAGAGGUUUGCAGUUUAUGUUGUCAUUCCAAUGUGGCCUGAGGGUCUUCCAUCAUCUGCCUCUGUACAAGAAAUCUUAUUCUGGCAGGGACAAACUAUGCAAAUGAUGUAUGAAAUUAUUGCACAAGAGUUGAAAUCCAUGCAACUUGACAAUUCUCCAAAAGACUACCUUAAUUUCUAUUGUCUUGGUAAUCGUGAAGAAUGCCCACAAGAAGAUCCAAAUUCAAGCAAUCAGCCUUCCUCUAAUGGUGAUACGGUUUCAGCUUCACAAAAAUUCGGACGGUUUAUGAUUUAUGUACAUGCAAAGGGGAUGAUAGUAGAUGACCAGUAUGUGAUUUUGGGGUCUGCCAAUAUUAACCAACGAUCUAUGGCUGGUUCAAGGGACACUGAGAUAGCUAUGGGUGCAUAUCAACCACAUCACACUCGGGCUUGUAAGGAAAAUCCACGUGGCCAGGUAUAUGGAUACAGAAUGUCACUAUGGGCAGAGCACCUAGGAAAGCUAGACGAGUGCUUCAAGGAGCCUGAGAGUUUGGUUUGUGUGGAGAGCGUGAACAAAAUCGCUGAAGAGAACUGGAAGAAAUUCACCACCGAGGAAUUCACCCCAUUGCAGGGCCAUCUUCUAAAAUACCCGGUGGAAAUAGACACCAAUGGUAAGGUGGGCCCCUUGCCUGGACAAGAGAACUUCCCGGAUAUCGGGGGUAAGGUGCUUGGUGCUCGUACAACCACCCUCCCCGAUGCUUUAACUACAUAGGUUCUGCCAGUUUUCAUGCCUGCUGUUUACUGUAACUGUGUAGAAUAUUGCAUGAGCCAAGUAAGUGAUGGAUAACGGAUCUUUAAGACGGCAUUCUUCUCAAUUUGUAAAGUAAUUUUGUAAAAUGGAAUGCAUGUUGUACAGAGUGUUUGAAACUCAAGAGAGGGAGUGGGUGAGUGUGUGUGUGUGUGUUUGGUGUAAUUGGAUACCCCAAUGAGAAGAUCAUAAUAGGGUGUUCUAGAAGGUGGUGGAAAAUCACUUACAUAUGUAAUUGUGUGAAUGGACAAGUAUUUAGCUAUGUAAUUUCACAACAUACUUUUCAAUAUAUAUUUAGCUUUUUUCUUUCUU